AUGCUUAUUAGCCUGAGGAGGAAAUUUUUCUAUGCAGUUACAUUGAUAACUGUAGCCUUGUUUGUGGUUUCCUUGUGGUCUGUAUAUCGUGAUGAACUGUUGUGGCUUAAGGUUGGUUUGCUAACAGCUUUGUAACCUUAAAAAAGUGUUAUAAUACUGUGUGUUUUUAACAGUCGCAAAUACAUCCUGGAUAUCUGUUGAACUGAAGGUGCUAAAUAUGCUAGUAGUCCAUCAUUAGAAACAUUAAGUAACUCUCCAGACUGAUUUCAAUACAUUUUCUUAAAGAAUAAGUUGAGAGAAUUUGGUACCCUUUUUAUAACCUCUCUACAUUGGCCAUCUACCUGUACCACUCCAUAGAUUAAAAUUCCUACCAGUACUUCCAGUAAUAUUUGAAAAUUUGNUGAUAACUGUAGCCUUGUUUGUGGUUUCCUUGUGGUCUGUAUAUCGUGAUGAACUGUUGUGGCUUAAGGUUGGUUUGCUAACAGCUUUGUAACCUUAAAAAAGUGUUAUAAUACUGUGUGUUUUUAACAGUCGCAAAUACAUCCUGGAUAUCUGUUGAACUGAAGGUGCUAAAUAUGCUAGUAGUCCAUCAUUAGAAACAUUAAGUAACUCUCCAGACUGAUUUCAAUACAUUUUCUUAAAGAAUAAGUUGAGAGAAUUUGGUACCCUUUUUAUAACCUCUCUACAUUGGCCAUCUACCUGUACCACUCCAUAGAUUAAAAUUCCUACCAGUACUUCCAGUAAUAUUUGAAAAUUUGCCACUGUGAAAACCAGUGACACUUUCCCCAAAUGUUGGUGUCAUGGAACCAGGAGCAUGUGUAUUCACAUUUUGUUUUAUUUUUGCUUGCAGGUUGAUAAAUGGGACAGUUGUGAGAAAGUGAUUUGGCAAAAUUCCUUUUCAAAUCUGUUGAGAAUAUUUCUGAAUCCUGACCAUAAAAAUCACAAGACUGACCAAGACAUCUUGGACACAUAUGGCAGUAGACAAUGUCAUGACAUUCUACGGCAUGACUUUCCUCACCCUAUUGCCACAUCAAUAGAAAUUGAAUUUCCAAUUGCGUAUGGAAUACUUGUAUAUAAAGGGGGGCCUCUUCUUGAACAGUUAUUCAAAGCAAUAUAUAUGCCACAUAAUGCCUAUUGCCUUCAUGUUGAUGUGAAGGCCUCUGAAACUUUCGAACGGGCUGUUAAAUCUAUGACCAGGUGCCUAAGCAAUGUCUUUAUCACCAAAAAAACCUUGGAUGUGAUAUGGGCACAUAUUAGCAUCAUUCAAGCGCAGUUAAAUUGUAUGGAAGAUUUAUUGGAAAGUCCCAUUAAAUGGAAAUAUUUUAUAAAUUUAGUGGGACAAGAUUUUCCUUUGUAUGACAAUAAUGGCAUUGUAACUGCAUUGCAGACACUUCAAGGAAAAAACAACAUUGAAAGUUUUCCUAUGCCUGAGCGUAAUUACUACCGCACACAAUUUGUUUAUCGCUUUGAAAAGACAGGUGAAUUUUCCCACGAUUAUAGAAGAAUACAAACAUCACUUAGAAAAGAACCACCACCAUAUGGACUUAAACUUUUCAAAGGCUCAAAUCAUGUGGCCUUGACAAGAAAUUUUGUACAAUUCAUCUUGUAUGAUAAAAAAGCCAAUGAAUUUUUUAACUGGCUAAAUGACACUUUUAUUCCCGAUGAAGCAUUCUAUGCUACUCUUCAACAAAUUCCCGGUGUUCCUGGUGGUAUCCAUGGAAACCACAGCUGGUUUAUGAGAAGACUGAUGUGGUUUAAUGAUGUUUGCUAUGGACAAAUUGUAAGAGAAAUCUGUUGGCUCAGUGUGGCUGACUUAAGAUGGGCUUUAUAA
This is a messenger RNA of Porites evermanni, 1831 nucleotides long. The record is from the annotation of a GenBank genome assembly. NCBI's taxonomy places the organism in Eukaryota, Metazoa, Cnidaria, Anthozoa, Scleractinia, Poritidae.